This is a messenger RNA of Hordeum vulgare subsp. vulgare (domesticated barley), 1340 nucleotides long. Its product is annotated as ERI1 exoribonuclease 2-like. Gene Ontology annotation, molecular function: nucleic acid binding; 3'-5'-RNA exonuclease activity. The transcript has a single exon. NCBI's taxonomy places the organism in Eukaryota, Viridiplantae, Streptophyta, Magnoliopsida, Poales, Poaceae. The coding region runs from base 136 to 1125 and encodes 329 amino acids. The record is from RefSeq and is a predicted model, not a curated record. Gene Ontology annotation, biological process: exonucleolytic trimming to generate mature 3'-end of 5.8S rRNA from tricistronic rRNA transcript (SSU-rRNA, 5.8S rRNA, LSU-rRNA).
AAUCCGAUUUCGGCUGGAAACGAUAGUUUUUAAUAAGGGGGGCGAGACACCAGCGGGUUCGCAAACCCUAGUCUUCGCUCGCGCAUACUCCCGGCUUUCCCAGAUCUCCAGUUUGCUCGGCGAUCCGGCGAGCGCAUGGCGAAGAUGGCACCGAUCAUGGCGGCGCGCGGGCAGGGGCUGGGCCAUCAGGUGCAGCAAGAUUUCGACUUUUUCUUGGUGGUGGACUUCGAGGCGACUUGCGAGAAGGACGCUCGGAUCUACCCGCAGGAGAUCAUUGAGUUUCCGGCCGUGCUCGUCGACGGCGCCACCGGCCUCAUCGAAUCCGCUUUCCGCAGGUACGUUCGCCCCAGACACCGGCCCGUGCUGACCCAGUUUUGCAGGGACCUCACCGGCAUCCGGCAGGAGGACGUAGACGGCGGCGUGGAUCUCGGCGAGGCGCUCUGGAUGCACGACGCUUGGCUGAAGGCGGCAACGGCGAAGGCAGGGAACAGGAGAUGCGUCCGCUUGGCCGUCGUGACCUGGGGGGACUGGGAUUGUCGCACCAUGCUGGAGUUCGAGUGUCGAUUCAAGGGGAUCGAGAAGCCCUCCUACUUUGAUCGCUGGAUCAACCUGAGGAUCCCCUUCCAGGCGGCUUUCGGUGGCGGAGGGCGGGUCAACCUGCAGGAGGCGGUGCGGGCGGCGGGACUGGACUGGGAGGGCCGCCUGCACUGCGGACUCGACGACGCGCGCAACACGGCGCGGCUUCUUGUUGAGAUCAUGCGGCGCGGGGUCAAGAUCGCCAUCACCGGCUCGCUGGCGCCGAUCCAGAAGCAGCCGCCUUCCACAAGCCAAUGCGGUGGCUCAUCGGCGCCACCGCUUCUGCUGCCGAUCCAGCAGCAGCCGCCUCACACAAGGCCUUGCGGUGGCUCAUCGGCGCCACCGCUUCUGCUGCCGAUCCAACAGCAGCAGCUGCCGCAGCCUCACAUAAGCCCCUGCGGUGGCUCCUCUGCGACGUGCUUGUGCUACUGCGGGGUGGUGACCAGAGGAGGCGGGGUGCCUGUGCUGGUGCCAGGGCCGAUGCAGGUCAACAGCUUCUUUGGGUGCGGCGACUGGACGCCGGCCAUGAGCUUCGUGUGGACCAAUUGAGCGAACGAGCCACGGCAUGAGACUGAGAUUCAGAAUCCAGUGCAGCUCAGCUGUUAGUGUUGAUCGUGCCAGCCAUCAGUAUCAGAGUCUGAGCUGAUUCUACUCUAGUCCUAGUCUAGUGGUCACUGAAAUCAAACUUGACCUCAGAAAUUAGUGUCUACUCUUGAUGUAAUUGGUCUCGAUUGUUAUCAUUAAUAGUAGAUUUGUUUAGUUAA